AUGCCCACUCUAAUCCCCCCAACCUACCAUCCCUACCUAGCCAACACUGCGGCACUCAUAGCUUGCGUCCCCACUGCAGUCGGCAUCAUCGGCCUCCGCAACCCCUCCGCCAUCCUCGGAAUCUUCGAAUCCGCGCCUCUCUCCUCCACAGCCACAGCGCAAGACCACAAGCUCCUCGACGGCUUCAUCCGCCUGUUCGCCGCCCGGGACAUCGCGGUGGGAGUCACUACGUUGGCGAUCUGGUAUCAUGGGUGCCGAGGUGGGAAGCGGGAGGGAUAUGCGACGCUAGGGACGGCGAUGUUGGUGGCUGCGGGAUUGGUGGUGAUGGAUGGGUUGGUUAGUCGGUGGGUGAACGGACGGGGGGAGUGGAAGCAUUGGGGUUUCGCGCCGGUGAGUUUGGGGAUCGCGGGGGCGUUAUUGGGGUACAUUUGA
Neohortaea acidophila is the source of this 432-nucleotide messenger RNA. RefSeq lists its product as uncharacterized. The record is from RefSeq and is a predicted model, not a curated record. The transcript has a single exon. Lineage: Eukaryota; Fungi; Ascomycota; Dothideomycetes; Mycosphaerellales; Teratosphaeriaceae. Bases 1 to 432 code for a protein of 143 amino acids.